Molecule: messenger RNA, 747 nt
Organism: Cooperia oncophora
Lineage: Eukaryota; Metazoa; Nematoda; Chromadorea; Rhabditida; Trichostrongylidae
Source: the annotation of a GenBank genome assembly
AUGAUAACUUUACAAGGAAACCUUCUCGCAGAAAAGCCGAAGGAAUGUGGACCAAAAGAGGCUGAUAAGCGUCAGAAGGAGGAGCAGCGUCUUAUUGAUACGGCAGAACCGCUAACGGAGGAAGAGCAGCAGGAGAAAAAUGACUUGCUCACACAAGGCCUGGCUAACUGGAGUAAACGAGAUUUCACGGCUUUCGUUAGAGCAAAUGAGAAGUAUGGUCGUCAUGAUAUCGAAAAUAUAGCAAAUGAAAUGAUGGAGACCAAGUCUCGAGAUGAGGUCGAAUAUUAUGCAAAAAUAUUCUGGGAGCGGUUUGAAGAACUGCAAGAUCAUGAGAAAAUUCUUGCCCAAAUUGAGAAGGGUGAAGCACGAAUUCAACGGCGGCAGUCUGUGAAGCGGGCUUUGGAUGCUAAAAUCGCAAAGUAUAAGGCUCCCUUCCAUCAGCUGCGCAUUGCAUAUGGUACUAACAAAGGAAAGACGUACACUGAAGAAGAAGACAGGUUCCUUGUAUGUGAGCUGCACCGACUAGGCUUUGACAAGGAGACCGUGUACGAAGAACUAAGACAGUCGGAACUGCAGCGUCGUUGUAAUACAUUGAUCACAUUGAUUGAAAAAGAAAUGGGAGAAACUGAGGUGAAACAUCGCACGAAGAAGGAUGCAAAGGACAAAGCCAGUGCCCCUUCAGAAGCCGGCGGUUCGACACCUUCGAAGACGGCGUCCGGCAAGAAGAUUGGCCGACCAAAGAAAUAA